UAUGCUCCAAGGCCGUAAAUAUUAUAUAAAAAAAAAUGUUAAUGACGUUCGAGACCACUGAUAUUAAAAAAAAAACUGUAAACAAAAAUCUUAACGAACUAAAAAAAUCGGUUAUUUAAAUCACCUUAUUCUGUUUCUACCGAGCAGUCUUUCUUGUGUAUCUCUCACUACCUACUGGACAUUGGCGAAAUUUCUGUGUAAAACGGAGAACGCCACGGAAAGAAAAAAAAAAAAAACUGCUAAACACGACGCUAAUUGGGUGGUAUGAAAAACAAAACUGUGAGCAAGAGGUGAGUACAUGAUGAGUGCCAAAAGAACAAGAUCUCAAGCUUUGAGUGAAGCCAGUAGCCCAACCAAGAAGUUAAAAACAACUCAACAAGACAGUUAUUACUUUAAAAUUCUUGAAGAGAGUGGCUUCAUUUUAAAUUUUCCACCAACGAAAUGUGUUAUUUCUCAUGAAACUGUACACAUUCUACGGAACAUUAAGAAAAACCUACACAAACACUUUGAUUAUCCCAGAAAUGUUACAGAUUUUUUUUCUAACUUAGAAAAAGACUGUCAGAACAUAAAUGUGUUUAAACACUAUUUAUUUCCUAAUGUAACUAAGGUUGCUGAUGAUAGUCCAGAUGAGCAUAUCUUAAGUGAAAGUGUUUUUAAAAUACUAUUAAGUGUGCCAAUUUUACAAAACAAAUUGUUGGAUUACAUUUUCGAAAAAGCUAUUGAUUUUGCUGCCGAGGCUAAGUGUGGGCCAUGGAUACAAAUGAUAUUAAAAUGUUUUUCAUCACUGGAUUACAUAACAAGCACUGAUAAAAUUGCAUGCCAUCUAAUUAACUUAUUAGAUAUUACUACAGAAAAAAUGGUUCGCUUAGAGAUUAUUACUGCUAUCCCAGAUAUAAUUGGAGAUCAAGAACACAAUAAUAUUGCGGCAGAAAUGAGUAGAAUAUUGAGUGAAGAUUAUAAUCUUACACCAGCUAUUUUAGACUGUUUGUCUUAUUUAAGUUUGUCUGAAGAACACUAUGAACAAUUACAAAGAAGAACAUUGAAUAUUCUUAACACUUUUCCAAAGUGUGUGUAUUUCCCUAAUUUUAUUAAAUUCCUACUAAUUCCUGGCAAAAUGAGUGAUGCUGCUUAUCUGGAAACGGUGCAAGGCAUCAAGAAUGCUCUUGGCUGGCCAGCAACAACUGCAACACAACAGGAAAUUGCAACUAGUCAAGUCCUUACUGCCACAGCUAUAAGAAAUUCAAUGUUGUCUUCAAAAGUAAUAGCAAAUGCUUGGUUUAAAGCAGUAUCCAUGUCCAAAGUAGACAGCAACUAUAAAUCAAUUGAUUGUAUAAUUUCUUUGAUAUUAUACACUCUUUCUGAAGAAAAACAAAGACAAAUUGAAAUUUUGAUGAAAAAGCAAGUAAAAUCAAAUAUUUUGAAAGAAGAUGCUUUGGAAGAGUCUUUUGUAAAAUUUAAAUAUAUAUACAAAGAUAAUUUGAAGAAUUUAAUAAAACUUAGUAACUCUUUGAUAAAAACCAAAGGAGAUCCUGUGGUUGAAGCAUUUGCAUCAAGAUUAUACAUGCUUAUGUUUUCUCACUUGAAUGAUUGCUGCCAAACUAUUCUUGCAGAAUUACUUCAGUUGGGACUAGAUUGUCAACAAGCUGUAAUGAAUAUCUUACUCAUAUUGAAUAAUGUUGCCGGUACUAAUAUGACUUUAUUAAAGCCUCAAAGUGUACAAAUGUUAACAUUGUUGGAUAGAAUGGAUAAUAUGAAACUAAAUGAGAUCAAAGCUGUAAUGAAUUUACUUUGCGGUCUUGCAUAUAGCACUGACAAUUCUGUAAUACGAGAUGAUAUGUAUAUGGUGAUAAGAAAAGAACUGGGUAGCUCUAUACCAAAAAUUAAAAUUCAAGGUAUUGUGGCUGGGUUGCAUGCAGUAAAAUAUUUGAUGAUAAAACACAGUGAUAAUGAUCAUACUACAGAAUUUCCUGAUGAUGUUAGCUAUAGUUCUGUUACAUUUUUGUCUGAAGGUGAUCUUCGUGAGGCAGCUCAGAUUAUAGAAUUAAUAAGUCGAAGCACAAAACAAUUUCCAGAUAUGAUUGCCCUUUUUUAUGACGAAUUAUCAAAAAUAAUUAACUCUGCAUCUCAUAUAAACAAAAAUUUUUUAUCAUGGUUGACUGAUGCAGUGACCAAUGACUUACAACAAAAUUUUAUUGUUGACAAUGUGGAACAUGAAACGAUUGGAGAAUUGAAACUUUCAAUGCAAUAUUGUCUUAAUGCAGAUAGUGAAAUGGAUGAAGUAAUUGCAAUAAAUAUUGCUGGUCUUACAUUACAACCUAAAACUGCUUUGAAUAUUGGAAUCUUAUCACCCUUAUUCCAAUUAGUGCAAACAUUACAUACCAAACAGCAUGAUGGGACAUUAUCUUCCAUUGAUGCCCUAUUAGGAUGUUCUGUUAUUAUGCCUAUAUUUGAUAUUGACGAGAUUGAAGACUUAGAUAAUAUAGUUAUUUCAAACGUAUUGGAUUGCCUUAUUCAUUGUGUCAAUUGGUUUAGAGAGUUACUCAACGCUUUUGCUACCCAGGAAGAUGAAGCUCUCAAAUCAAAAAUUUUACAAAGACUUUUGCAAGUUGAAGAAUUGGAAGCAAUAAUUGAACAAGUACUCGUAAGAUCUAACAUAAUCUAUAAACCACCUGCUUGCUUUUUUAAUAUUAAUAAAUAUACUGGUGAAAAUGUUGAAAAGAAACAUACCAAUGUUCAAAGUAAAAGCAAACUUCAGAAGAAACUAGUUCAAGAUGACACAGCUAUACCGGAAACAGUAAAAUCGCAACCAUCUCAAAAUAAUAAUUCACUGAAAUGUAAACUGAGUUUAGCCAAUACAUUGCCUUUUAGACAAUUAACUGUAAACCUACUUUAUCUACUAGAUAAUGACAUAGGCUCUAAUAACGAGCAUUGCAAUUUGGGAAUUAAAUCUUUUAAUUUUUUGUUGAAAUGUAUCAAUAUAAAACUUGGUAGUGUAUUUAUUUCUAAGAUUAAAAGGAAAGCAAUCUUUACUAAGGAGGAAGAUUGUAUUUAUGAUAGCAAAAAGGCAGAAGAAUGUGCUCAACUUCUUAAUAAGAUGCUCCCGAAAGUUAUGCAGCAUUUAAAGUUCAUUUGUAAUUUUUUAGAUAACCAUACUUUUGAAAAUACCCAAAAUGAAAGUGGUUUUGUUCUUACAACAGAGUUAUUAGAUUAUUUGUUAUGUUUAGAAAGCAUUUACAACAUGUACACAAUAUUCUUCAAAUGGAUUGGAUUUAGAAAUCAUCAAAACACUCUGCUAAAAAGUACUUUGAGAAUAAUAUCAUCUACAGAUGGCAAUGCAAAUGCAGUGUCAUUGAGAGAUUUACUUCUGUCUACUGCGAAAUAUUUUCAAAAGCAUGAAAAGUAUUGUUUACACCUAACGACAGCUAUAUCGUUGAUUGAAUUUUUAAAAGCAAUUCAACAGUUUACAGACAACAGAGUUAUUUUGAAAAUUUUGAAAGAUAUGGCACAUAGUUUUCUCUCACAACAAUGGAAAACUCCCGACGGGAUUCUAGAAAAGGGAUUAUUCUACAACCAGAGCGUAGAUAUGUUAACUAAUGUUUACUUUAUCAAUAAUGAAACUUUAUCUCUAAGAAAUCUAACAUUACAAUUGACUCACGAAAUCAAAAGCCUGAAGUGCCAAAAAGAUAGCCUCGCGUCAUUUAAAUGCGUUAAUAAGGGAAAUUUCUCCAUACUUUACAGAAAUGUGGGUACAGCUUUAUACGAGUCUACAAAAGCGCGACUUAAUAAAGGACUAACUAAUACUGAGCAUUUGGAAUUAUGGAAAGACGUGGCAGUUAUAUUGAGAAAUAUGUCUGAUAUUGCUAAAACACUAGAAAACAGGAAUAAUUUGUCAGCUUUCUUCAAAAAGUCUGUACCCGUUCUUAAACUUUUUUUAUCUCAAGGUAUUCCUAUUUUAGAAUUACAAUUAAAAACUGAAACUGAAGAAGUGUUAGAGAUUUUAAAAAUACUUCAGCAAUCAACUAGAUUUUUACAAUCGCUAUGCUGUCAUUCGAGAUUAAAAAAAGACAAAGUGUUAAUGAGUAAAGUUCCCUAUAUCAGACAACUUCUGGAAAUACUUAUUUAUAAAGUUAAAGCUGCAUUAGCUGCUAACAAUUGUUCGGAAGCUUUCUGGAUGGGGAACCUUAAAAACAAAGAUAUUCACGGAGAGAUAAUCGCGACACAACAGAGCAUUGAAAGUGAAGAAUCCGUCGAAGACGCGGAUGAUCAGUUACCAGAUGACGACGACGGUGAAGAUAGUGACGAAGAAAUGAUCAAUCCAGACUCUAAAAGUAUAAGUGAUAUAGUAUAAGGGUAUUUCCAUUGUAACGGGUGCGACAUUGACACUGUGUUUUUUUUUUGAAGAUAAUAAAGUGUUUGCUCAGGUAUAUCAAAUAACGUUAAUAAAAAAAAUAGUGUGAAAAAUUAGAUAUUAACCUCAAACAAGAUCUGUAGAGAAACUUGUAAUGAAAAACUUAUACAGCGUCAUGAAUCGCGUAACGGGUGUGACUUUAGAAAAUCGCCAAAUGCGACCAAGAUGACUUUCAGUUAAACACCUGUAAAAUUUUCGAUGAAAGUAUACAGUAAGAUUCUUUUAUGAAAAACUUGAAUAGUUAUCUCAAUUAACUACGUUAUUCGAAAUGUACAAACAUGUAUAAUGUACUUUAUAGUUUUUUUUUUUUGAAAAUGUUACAGUCCUUUGUAACAUUUUCAAAAAAAAAACUAUAAAGUGGGGUAGGGUGUGACACUGUAUGGUUUUUCAAGUUUUAUCAUUAAUAAAAUAUUCUAUUGAACAUUGCUUUAUUAAAAAUCAUUCCAUAUAAGAAUACAGGAAAUUAACAUCAUUUGGUCUAAAAUUAAUAAUUUCUUUUGACGAUUGUGCAAUUUCCCACCUAAUUUGAAAAAUUCGCUUGUAAAUUAUAUGCAAUUACUCUAAAUAGGUUGAUUAAUUAAAUUUAAUUUAAUAGGUUGACAUACAAACUGAAUAAUUUAUAUAAUUUUGGUAAGAGCUAAAUUUUUAUUUUACCAAUUUUUGAGAGUAUGAUUAAAUAGAACUCCAGAUAUACUUUUUGUUUUAGUUAAUAACACAAUUGAAUUUUUAUCACAGUAGGGUAAAGUUUCAUGGAAAUACCCUGUAGGUAAAGGUACAAGUCCGAACUGAACCGCAGACCACAGGCCACAGGUGCAGACUGCAGGCGACACUACUAGUUUCUAUGAUCUGUAUGAAAUUGCAGCCGCGGCGCGUAGCCUGCGGCUGCAGGCUGCAAUUUCAUAGCAAUAUUUAUUUUAUUAUAAUAUUUUCCAAGUAGUGUUGGAACAACACUACUUGGAAAAUAUUUCUAGACAAAAAGAGACAACAUUAUACUCUCGGUACUCGAAGGUAUUGGAGUGACUGAGGCAUGGUUAUAUGCAUUGUGCAGCCGCGGCAUGUCGCCGCGCUCGGAAUAGAAGCUGCCGCGAUGCAGGCAGCACUGCGGUCAGCUGCAGUGUCGUCUGCAGUCAAUUUCGGAAUUGUACCUUAAGUGGAGAGAUGCUCUGCCCUCUUGCAUUUGAGAAAAUAUUGAGAAAUUAUGAAUAAAGUACUGAACACGAUUGUUGCCGACGCUUCUUAUUUCCUUUUUAUCUUUCUCUUUU
This is a messenger RNA of Chilo suppressalis (striped riceborer), 5670 nucleotides long. Lineage: Eukaryota; Metazoa; Arthropoda; Insecta; Lepidoptera; Crambidae. The record is from the annotation of a GenBank genome assembly.